CAAGUGACAUCAUCUCGAACUUCAUGUACGUUGACGAUGUGCUCGCAGGCACUCACACUAAGCAGUCGGCAGUUUUAGCCAUCGAGGAGCUUCGGCUGGCUCUUGAGAGUGCUGGUUUUCCAUUACGGAAGUGGACCUCGAACGAAAGAAAACUCCUACAAGAGGUUCCAAAGGAGCACUUGAUUAGUGCAGACUUUCUGGAGCUUGAAGAGGCUAGUACGGCGAAAACUCUUGGGAUCCGUUGGCAAGCUACAUCCGUUAGUUUCUUUUUUAUUCCAAUGGUGAUCAACCUCCAAACUGCUUACACAAAACGAGAGGUUUUAUCUCAGAUAGCCAAACUGCUCGACCCAGCAGGAUGGCUAUCACCUUUCGUAGUCCGAGCCAAGAUUUUUAUGCAGAAAAUUUGGCUACGGGAGCUGGGCUGGGAUCAGCCACUCCCCAGGGAUCUCGCGACCCAGUGGCGGGAGUUCCUAGAAGGGUAUCCUGCCCUGAAGGAGAUUCGUAUUCCGAGAUGGGUACGUUUCCAUCCAGCUGCGAAACUUCAGUACCAUGCGUUUUGCGACGCGUCACAGGACGCCUAUGGGGCUGCUAUUUUCGUCCGAAUCGAAACGAAGGAAGGCUGUUGUACUCAUCUACUUACAUCCAAAACCCGAGUCGCUCCUGUCAGAUCCAUCUCGAUCGUUCUUGCAUGGCUGAGUAAGCCAGCGUGCACCUGGACAACAUUCGUUGCCAACAGGGUCGCAAAAAUCGAACAGUGUACCGGCGGAAGCAAGUGGGGACAUGUACGAUCCGAAGACAAUCCAGCUGAUCUGGCAAGCCGGGGCGUCUCACCCCAAGAGCUGAAGGACAGCGCACUGUGGUGGCGUGGGCCAGCUUGGUUGCACCUCAAACAGGAGCAGUGGCCGAGUGAGUUGUUGGUCCAUCCGGAGACUGAGCUUGAGCAGCGCCCCGUCAAAUGCCACACGGUCGCAGUGCCCUCAGCAGUUGAAAUCCUAGAGAGGUUCUCAGCCUUUGACCGAGCUCUGCGAGUUCUUGCUUAUGUGUUUCGUUUUGUGAAAAGUUGCCGGAGGGAAGGUGUAGCCUCAUCGGCAGAACUCACUGCGGCGGAGUUGUCGGAGGUGCAGGAGCGGCUAAUUGUGCUCACUCAGAAGAAUGAGUUUCCCGCCGAAUAUAAGGUUUUGAGCAACAAGCAACCAGUUCCACCCGCAAGCGCAAUUUCGAACCUAAACCCCUUUCUUGACGGGAAUGGGGUCUUGAGAGCAAGCGGCAGGUUACAAGCAUCUGAAAUGCUUAGUUAUGAUGAAAAACAUCCGAUCAUCCUUCCUGCACGGUGUAGGUUCGCCGAACUUCAAGUCUUGUUUAUCCAUCGCAUAUCCUUGCAUGGGGGGAAUCAAUUAAUGAUCCGACUGAUCCGUUCCAAAUUCUGGAUUCCCAAGCUUAAAAUGUUGGUGAAACGAACAAUACAUUCGUGCCGAGUGUGUGUUAUUCACAAGAAGAGACUGCAGACGCAGUUGAUGGGGAAUUUGCCCCGUGCGAGGUCCACGUUUUCCAGACCGUUCACCCAUACGGGAGUGGACUUCGCAGGACCAUUUGACGUCAAGAGUUAUGUCGGUCGAGCCUGCAAAAUCACAAAGGGGUACGUGUGCGUUUUUGUGUGUUUUACUACCCGGGCUAUCCACCUCGAAGCGACCUCGGACUUGACUACAGAGAAGUUCCUGGCCGCAUUCUCCCGUUUUUUCGCUCGGCGUGGGUGUCCACAACACGUCUACUCUGACAACGGGAAAACGUUUGUUGGAGCUUCCACGUCCUUAUCAAAGGAUUUCAUUGAAGCUACCAGAACAUCGGUUUUAUCGCAGCACAGUCUUCAGAAUGUGUCCUGGCAUUUCAACCCUCCUGGCGCACCUCAUAUGGGAGGGCUUUGGGAGGCAGGUGUGAAGAGCUUCAAGUCGCAUUUUUACAAGUACACAGCCGCUGGGAAAUACACGUUCGAGGAACUGACUACCCUCCUGGCGAAGAUUGAGGCCUGUUUGAACUCCAGGCCCAUCUCGCCAAUGUCCGAAGAUCCCACGGACCUUAUCGCUCUGAGCCCUGGGCAUUUUCUAAUCGGUGGACCAUUACUUGCGGUAGCAGAACCUGAGGUUAAAGAAGGUCCCAGCUCCAUUAUCAAUCGGUGGCGGAGGUUGAAAGCCCUGAAUCAGCAGUUCUGCCUGCGUUGGAAGGAGGAAUACCUAAAGGAACUCCACAAAAGGAAUAAAUGGAAGUUCCCAACGCGAGAUCUCCAGGCUGGAGACAUGGUGGUGAUCAAAGAGGAGAACUUGCCAUCCAACGAGUGGCGACUUGGGCGUAUCCAAGUGGUCUGUCCCGGCGUGGACGGCAAGGUCAGAGUGGCAGACGUGCUCACAGCACGGGGGGUCGUCCGGAGACCAGUGGCAAAAAUGAUCCGCCUUCCAAUGGACAGCCCGAAUGAGUCGAAAGACUCCUCCAUACUUUAAGUAUUUGAAAACCUGCUACUGACGAGUCCUAAGUUGUGUCGUCCUACGUUGUCCAUGUGUCAUGAUCAUUCGCAUCUAUCUCAUUUAAUUUUUAUUUUGCCCAUUUCUUAUGUAGCCGCAUAU
Drosophila santomea is the source of this 2615-nucleotide messenger RNA. RefSeq lists its product as uncharacterized. Gene Ontology annotation, biological process: DNA integration. Lineage: Eukaryota; Metazoa; Arthropoda; Insecta; Diptera; Drosophilidae. The record is from RefSeq and is a predicted model, not a curated record. Gene Ontology annotation, molecular function: nucleic acid binding. Bases 24 to 2492 code for a protein of 822 amino acids. The transcript is spliced from 2 exons.